AUGGUCAAUGUUACUAUUGCAGGUGGCUCUGGUCCGGUUGCCAGGGAGAUAAUAGAUGCCCUUCUUGUUACGGGGAAACACAGCGUUACCAUUUUGAGUCGAAGAGAAGCUUCGGACGAAGAUGUGAUUCCCGGAACUACCUGGCGUGCAGUGGAUUAUAGCAACCAUGGUGCCUUGGUGGAAGCUCUCAAGGGUACACACACUCUGUUAUCUUUUGUUCAGAUCAUGCAGCAAUCUGGGCAGGAUACACAGAAACAGUUGAUUGAUGCAUCUGUUGCUGCUGGAGUCAAGCGUUUUGCACCCAGCGAAUAUGGAAGCUCGGGAACUGCUCAUAUGUCUUGGUAUUCUGGGAAAGAGGUGGCAAGGGAGUACUUGAGAAAACUCAAUGCGAGUGGGAAAGUCCUUGAAUAUACCUUGUUUCAACCCGGCCUUUUCUUAGACUACCUCGCAUCCCCAUACAAAACAUCAAAGCACAUAGAGCCUAUAGACUUUAUUUUCGAUUUUGAAAAGUGCCGGGCUGUCAUCAUUGAAGGGCAUGGGGACACUACGAUUACAUUGACCUCGGCGGCUGAUACUGCCGCAAUGAUUGCCAAAGCUGUCGACUACGAUAAAGAGUGGCCAGAGGUCAGUGGAAUUCAAGGCAACCGAGCCACCUUUUCCCAAAUUAUCAAGAUUGGAGAAAAGCUUAGAGACCGCCCCUUUACUGUUGAAAAAGUUCAACUAGAAGAUGUCAAGGCUGGGAAUCUUACUCUGCCAUGGCGCUUCGAGAGGCAUCAUUCAGCUAUUAGUGAUGAAGAAGCAGAGGUUAUGUCGAAAAUAGUAGUUACUGGUGUUUUUCUUAGUAGUCUUGAGGGAGGCUGGGAUGUGUCUAACGAACUGAACCAAAUAUUCCCUGACUAUGAGUUUGCGAAGAUAGAAGAUUUUCUCUCAAAGGUCUGGAAUAGGAAGGUCUAA
Messenger RNA from Trichoderma aggressivum f. europaeum, 954 nucleotides. RefSeq lists its product as uncharacterized. The transcript has 6 exons. NCBI's taxonomy places the organism in Eukaryota, Fungi, Ascomycota, Sordariomycetes, Hypocreales, Hypocreaceae. The record is from RefSeq and is a predicted model, not a curated record. The coding region runs from base 1 to 954 and encodes 317 amino acids.